Molecule: messenger RNA, 1104 nt
Organism: Dicrocoelium dendriticum
Lineage: Eukaryota; Metazoa; Platyhelminthes; Trematoda; Plagiorchiida; Dicrocoeliidae
Source: the annotation of a GenBank genome assembly
AUUCCGUCGUCUACUUGCUCUUUGCAUUUCUACGUCGUAAUGCGCGCCAUUGACACAUCAACUUACUUCACUUUCGCUGGCUUUUUCCAAGGCAGAUUUGCCCGAGUUCAUUCCUCGGAUUUAUGCCAAACUUAUCCCAGCACUUGAAGAGCUUUGUCAGUAUGCAGAAAUCGCUGAUAUUCACGGUAAAAUCAAAGAUGCAUAUACCACACUGCACAUACAAAAGCACUGCAAGCGAUUCUUCAGUGCCUACUUCCGUGUCGGUUUCUUUGGUUCAUUGUUUGGCUCAAUGAACGGUUCGGAAUACAUUUACCGAGUCGCACCUUUCACGAAACUCACCGAGAUGACUCAACGCGUCGUAACCUUUUUGGUUCAGAAAUUUGGCGAAGAUCGUGUUGUUAUUGUGCCGGACUCAAACACAGUGAACCCGGCAAUUCUGGACACGGACAAAGUGUACUUGCAGAUAACCUACGUGGAACCAUAUUUUGAAAAGCAUGAACUUGACCUCCGCACUACUGCAUUGCAACGAAACUACAUGCUAAAACAAUUCUCGUAUUCCAUACCCUUUACUCCGAGUGGCACACCGUAUGGAAGCCUGAGUGAGCAAUUUCAGCGUCAGAUCAUAUUGACUACCGAUCAUCAUUUUCCCUACCUGACUUCUCGCAUGCCUGUUGCCUCCAAACGGUUCUGCAUUUUGUCCCCCAUCGAAGUGGUGAUCGGAGACAUCUCUCGAAGAGUUCAACAGCUAGAUGAAGUGCUGGAUGUCAAGCCUGUGGAUGUCAAGUUAUUGCAGAUGUUGUUACAGGGUUGCAUUGGGACCACGGUGAAUCGAGGCCCGGCGGAAGCGGCAUUCACGUUUCUGAAACCAGAUUUAUUACCAAUUCAUCCUCAAUCCGUUUCCUUACCCGGAUCCCCUCCAAUUCUGGACAUUACAGGUUAUGCAGACGCACAAAACAAACUACGCGUCUGUUUCCGCCGCCUGUUGCAGUCGUACGUUCCGGUUGUACACAAAGUUGCAUUAUUUUGGUGACUCACCAGCAACACCAUUUUCCUUCAUUGUAAAUUUAUCACUUCAAACGAUAGACGUUGUACUAAGGCGUCUUU